CCACAGACCACCCGGUAUUGCGACAACAGCCCAGCGCCUGUCCAAACUACACCGCGUGCGCCCAAUUGCCCCGCGCGCCUUUGCCUCCCACCGCCACACCACGCUCGCCCACUCGUCAAUACUCCUCGCCUACUACUAAUAGGUCACCACCCAUUGUACUCCGCCGCUUCAUCGUUCGCAGCCAUGGCCAAGGGCGAGGACCUCGAUCCUCGCAUGAUGCGGGUGACGCCGCGCGUGCGAUACAACACCAUCGGUGGCAUCAAUGGCCCGCUGGUCAUGCUGGAGAAUGUCAAAUUUCCACGAUACAAUGAGAUUGUCUCUUUGACUCUUCCAGAUGGUACGGAGAGGUCAGGGCAGGUGCUCGAAGCAAAGGGCAACCGUGCUGUUGUUCAGGUCUUCGAGGGCACAUCAGGCAUCGACGUCAAGAAGACGAAAGUCGAGUUCACAGGUCACAGCUUGAAGCUCGGAGUAUCAGAGGAUAUGUUGGGUCGCGUCUUUGAUGGAUCCGGACGAGCAAUUGACAAGGGGCCAAAGGUCCUGGCUGAGGAUUACCUGGACAUCAAUGGGUCUCCUAUCAACCCAUUCUCUCGGGUCUACCCCGAGGAAAUGAUCUCCACGGGUAUCUCUGCCAUUGACACCAUGAACUCGGUCGCCCGUGGCCAGAAGAUCCCCAUCUUCUCUGCAUCUGGUCUUCCUCACAACGAAAUUGCCGCACAAAUCUGUAGGCAGGCAGGCCUGGUCAACCAAGGAAAGCCCACCAAGGGUGUUCACGACGACCACGAUGACAACUUCUCGAUUGUUUUCGGUGCCAUGGGUGUCAACUUGGAGACUGCGCGAUUCUUCACCAAGGAUUUCGAAGAAAACGGCAGUAUGGAGCGUGUCACACUUUUCCUCAACUUGGCCAACGACCCCACGAUUGAGCGCAUCAUCACUCCUCGUCUCGCACUUACUACCGCAGAGUACUACGCCUAUCAAUUGGAGAAGCACGUUCUGGUCAUCCUGACAGAUCUGACCUCGUACUGCGAUGCUCUUCGUGAAGUUUCUGCAGCACGAGAGGAAGUCCCGGGUCGUCGUGGUUACCCAGGUUAUAUGUACACUGAUUUGUCCACCAUUUACGAACGUGCUGGCCGUGUCGCUGGCCGAAACGGUUCCAUCACUCAGAUUCCAAUCUUGACAAUGCCUAACGACGAUAUCACACAUCCCAUUCCCGACUUGACCGGUUACAUCACGGAAGGCCAAAUCUUCGUUGAUCGUCAACUGGACAACAAGGGUGUCUACCCUCCCAUCAAUGUCCUUCCCUCUCUGUCCCGUCUGAUGAAAUCCGCCAUUGGUGAAGGCCACACUCGCAAGGACCACUCGGACGUUUCCAACCAGCUCUACGCCAAGUAUGCCAUUGGUCGUGACGCGGCAUCCAUGAAAGCCGUCGUUGGUGAGGAGGCUCUUUCCAACGAAGACAAGCUAUCGCUGGAAUUCCUGGAGAAGUUUGAGAAGACGUACAUUUCGCAGGGCAUGUACGAGAAGCGAUCGAUCUUUGAUGGUCUCGAUAAGGCGUGGGAGUUGUUGAGAAUCUACCCCAAGGAGUUGUUGAACCGAAUUCCGAAGAAAGUGUUGGAUGAAUACUAUCAGAGGUCGAGCAAGAAGGAAGGUAGCAAGGAUACGAGAGAUAAUGGGGAGGAGAAUGGUGGCGAGUCUGGCCAACAGCAAAAUGGUGGAAAUGAUAAUUUGAUUGAUGCAUAAGGUAUGUAGUCAGUCAGAUACCUCACUAUGGCGAGAGAGUGUGAGCUGCAGUGCACAGGAUGAAAACGUUUUUGUAUCUAUCUACUACCAGGCAGAACGAGGAAGCGAGCAGGCAUGCACAUACC
Sphaerulina musiva SO2202 is the source of this 1862-nucleotide messenger RNA. Its product is annotated as vacuolar ATP synthase subunit B. Gene Ontology annotation, molecular function: proton-transporting ATPase activity, rotational mechanism; ATP binding. The record is from RefSeq and is a predicted model, not a curated record. The transcript has 5 exons. NCBI's taxonomy places the organism in Eukaryota, Fungi, Ascomycota, Dothideomycetes, Mycosphaerellales, Mycosphaerellaceae. Gene Ontology annotation, biological process: ATP metabolic process; proton transmembrane transport. Gene Ontology annotation, cellular component: proton-transporting V-type ATPase, V1 domain. Bases 184 to 1737 code for a protein of 517 amino acids.